AUGUUUGUAUUACGCAGUAUAUGUGGUUAAUUCUGCUACGGCAUCUUACAGUAGGUAUAAAUUGAAAAAGAAAAGUAAAAUUAUUGUAUAUUAUUAGCUCAAUUUCUAGGAAAGGAAAUAGAAUUACGGUUACGAAUUCCAAUUUUCAAGUACAUGGCUGUUCAUUGUUAUGAUUGCGAGUUUGAUAACUGGGAAAUGAGAUUGUAUGUUGUGUACUGGUAGAAAUGUCUUAUUGGUUAAAUGUUAAAUUUGUAAAAAGUGGUUAAAGGCAAGUGGAUUAUGUUCAUUUUCUUUCGGCCAAAUCUCCGAGGGAGGAACUGAAUACAAGAAUUGACAUUUCUCAAAGGAACAGGAAAAUGCAAGCAAGAAGUAGGUUGAGAGUUUUUUUCCAUGGAAGAGCUCGGAAAAUAAGAUGGAAAAGGUUUUCUUGGUUAUUUAUGUGAUUUUCUGAAUGCCCUAUCCUGCUUUGAGAGGUCUCUUUUAUAGGCCGAAAUAGUCGAUCAGUCUUUUCAAUGUGAAAUGACUACUCGCUUAGCACUGAAAAGACUAAUAAAUGGCACAUGCCUGGACUAUGACAUUGGGUUUGAGGCUGAUUGGACGCAUGUUGGCGUAAGACUCUACAAUGGUUGUUGAUCUAUCCAAGGAUCAUUAUGAGUGUGUUCCAACUGUAAAGUGAUCCUUCCCUGUUAAGGGUCCUGUUGGCUACCCGGAUAUGAAGCAGCCUUGGUUGUCUUGAGGCAGCACCAGGGAUGAUCCAUCCAAAUUUUCGUAAGCUGGAGAAAUGAAGAUCUCCUGACAACCACUAGCAAUGAAGAUUCUAGUUCAUCUGAUAAAACUUGCUGUCACAAGGACAAAAAUUCUAUUAGCUCAGGCAGAUGCUUCGGGGUGGAACUAACCCCAGAUAACAUUGCAGUUGCUAUGGUAUAUUUUGUUCAAGGUGUCUUAGGCCUUUCAGAUCUUGCUGUUAGCUUUUAUUUGAAAGAUGACCUACACCUAGACCCUGCAGAGGCAGCUGUGAUAUCUGGUUUCUCAUCAUUGCCAUGGCUUAUAAAGCCGUUAUAUGGAUUCAUCAGUGAUUCCUUCCCACUCUUUGGAUACCGGAGAAGGUCAUAUUUGGUACUAUCUGGACUUCUUGGAGCACUCUCAUGGUUUUUGAUGGCCACCUUUGUAGACAGCAAGUAUGAUGCUGCUUUCUGCAUACUUAUUGGUUCUCUUUCUGUUGCUUUCUCAGAUGUUGUUGUAGAUUCCAUGGUCGUUGAAAGGGCACGUGGUGAGUCCCAAAGCAUGUCAGGAUCUCUUCAGUCACUUUGCUGGGGUUCUUCAGCAUGUGGUGGAAUUGUCAGUUCUUACUUCAGUGGAUCCCUUGUGGAAGUUUAUGGUGUGAGGUCCGUUUUUGGUGUAACAGCAUUACUUCCACUGAUAACAUCUGCAGUAUCUUUGCUUGUGAAAGAGGAGCCUGUACUUGGCCCAGCAAGGAAUCUCUCUUUAAGAAAUGGCUUCUUUCAGAGUUCAAAAAGUAGCAUUAUCCAGUUAUGGGGAGCUGUUAAGCAGCCUAAUGUUUUUCUUCCCACACUAUUUAUUUUCCUAUUUCAGACAACACCACAGUCAGGUUCUGCUACGUUUUUCUUCAUAACCAAUAAACUUGGUUUCACUCCAGAAUUUUUAGGCCGCCUUAAGCUUGUUACUUCAGUUGCAUCACUUAUUGGUGUUGCACUUUACAAUGGUUUCUUAAAGAAAGUUCCUUUAAGGAAAAUAUUCCUUGUGACAACUAUUAUUGGUUCAGCUCUUGGGAUGACACAGGUUCUGCUGGUAACCAGAUUAAACCGAAAGUUUGGCAUUAGUGAUGAGUGGUUUUCAAUUGGGGAUUCCUUGAUUCUAUCUGUUCUUGGUCAGGCUUUCUUCAUGCCUGUUCUUGUAUUAGCUGCAAGAAUAUGUCCAAUGGGAAUGGAGGCUACUUUCUUUGCAACCCUUAUGUCCAUAGCCAAUGGGGGAGGUACCCUUGGGGGCCUACUUGGUGCAGGUCUAACUCACAUCCUUGGUGUCACCAAGGACAAAUUUGAUAACUUGGCUCUCCUAAUAAUUAUCUGCAAUCUCAGCUCCCUACUGCCUUUACCACUACUUGGCCUUCUUCCUCGAGAUGAACCCGAUUCAGAGGGGAAUACUGAUAUUGAGAUGACGCCGUAUUGAAUUCAUGCUUUCUCUGCAUAUAACAUGUUGACAUGAAAUUGCUAAUGUGGCCUCAAACGUGGUUGAUCGAUUUAACUGCAGCUUUUCAAGAUACCAGUAGGAGAGAUUUUUUACUCAGUAGGUGAGAACUCCACUCAUGUAAUUCCUCACUACCUCAAGACAUCACGACACAAAAAUGUAGAGAUCAGUAAUAUUUUCUAGUACUAGUUUUUAAGCUAACAUACAUACAGUAGUCCUCUAUUCUUUUUCUUCAAUUCUCUCAUUGUUCGUAAAUGGAUCAAUAUGGUUUUGAAAGCGGAAUUGACGUCAGGUUGAUAAUAUUUUUUCCCUGAA
Molecule: messenger RNA, 2520 nt
Organism: Solanum pennellii
Lineage: Eukaryota; Viridiplantae; Streptophyta; Magnoliopsida; Solanales; Solanaceae
Product: folate-biopterin transporter 1, chloroplastic-like
Exons: 9
Coding region: 919-2187 (422 amino acids)
Cellular component (GO): membrane
Source: RefSeq, a predicted model, not a curated record